This is a messenger RNA of Clunio marinus, 5201 nucleotides long. The record is from the annotation of a GenBank genome assembly. NCBI's taxonomy places the organism in Eukaryota, Metazoa, Arthropoda, Insecta, Diptera, Chironomidae.
UCUGUUCAGAGAUAUCGACCAACAAUAAUAAAAUGUUAUAUUGAUAAAUAACUUAAGUUUAAGUGCUUACACUUCAGUUGAAUUUUAACUUUCCUUACUAACAGUCGUGGAAUUGAGAAUUGUUCAAAAUGGAAAGCGAAAAAAAAGGCUGGUGGCAACAAAGGACUUCACUGGAGAAAACUCUGACAGCGUCCUUUUGUAUUGCUGUUAUAGUAGCGCUCGCUUUUAUGAUUACACUUAUUAUUGUCGGAGUUAAUAGCGGUGACAAUAAUGACGGCAUUUGUCUCACUCCAACAUGUAUUCAGGAAUCUUCAAGUGUUAUUUCAAAUAUGAACCUGGCAGCUGAUCCAUGUGAUAACUUUUUUGAGUUUGCCUGUGGUACUUACUUGAAGGAAACUUUGAUACCAGAUGAUAAGUCGACAGUUUCUGCUUUUAGUAUAAUCGAUUCUAAAAUGAAAGAACAACUUCGAGCAAUCGUAAUUGAACCGAUUUCUGAUAACGAAGCCAUGCCAUUUCAAAAUCUUAAAAAGUUUUAUCAAGCAUGUUAUAAUACAGACACAAUUGAAACACUCGGAACUUCACCAAUUACUGCAGUUUUCAAUCAACAAGGUAAUUGGCCUGUUACUGUACAAAACUGGGAUGAAUCUUCAUGGACAUGGGAAAAUGCAAUCGCUAUGGCCAGUUCGUUUGGCUAUUCCCCAAGUUACAUCUUUUCCUUCUCAAUAUCAACCGACAACAAAGAAUCAACAAAACGCAUUAUAAGAAUUGAUCAAACAAGUUUGGGACUUGCACGUGAAUAUUUGAUAGAAGGAAGAACUGAACCAUUUGUUCAAGCUUAUCAUGAUUAUCAAAUUGAUUUAGCUAUGAUGAUGGGAGCGACAAGGGAAGCUGCGGAAACUCAAAUGGCAGAUGCUUUAGACUUUGAAACAAAACUUGCAGAGAUUUCUAUCCGUCGUGAAGACAGAAGAGAUGCCGAAGCUUUAUAUAAUUUGAGACAAAUAUCUCAAUUGCAAGCUGACUAUGAUUAUCUCGAUUGGUUGAGUUACUUCAACAGCAUCAUGCCUGAAGACACGCAAUUGACUAGUGAUGACACUGUCAUUGUUUCUGUUUUAUCCUUUUUUGAAGAUCUUAGAGAUAUCAUUCUAACUACUCCUAAAAGAACGAUUGCAAACUACAUUAUGUGGCGUCAAGCAUUUUCUUCUGUUAAUUAUCUUCCAAGUACUUUUAGAGCUCGACAACAAGAAUACAACAGACUCACUACUGGAAGUGUCACGCAGAAAUCACGAUGGUUAGAAUGUGUGGAUACAACUUUAAGCUUCUUCCCUCAUUCUUUCGGAGCUCUAUACGUUCGUAAGCAUUUUAAUGAAGAGGCAAAAGGAAAAGCAUUAGAAAUGGUCAUGAAUAUUAAAAAUGAAUUCAAUAUCAUUCUUAACGAUAUUGAUUGGAUGGAUGACAUUACGAAAGAAGCCGCAAUAGAUAAGGCUGAGAGAAUGAAAGAACAAAUAGGAUUUGCAGAUGAAUUGCUUGACGAUGAGAAACUUACUGAAUAUUACGACACGUUUGAUGCGACAAUUGAUGAGACUAAAUAUUACGAAUCAGUUUAUGGUCUGACGGGAUGGAAUGUCGCUUCAGCCAAAAGAAGUCGAUCAAGAUUGCGCGAACCUAUUGAUAAAGAUGAAUGGAGCAGUGAAGUUACACCAGCAGUUGUUAAUGCUUUCUACUCAUCUUUGGAAAACACAAUAAAAUUCCCAGCUGGAAUUUUACAAGGUGCUUUCUUCAAUGCUGAACGUCCUCAAUACAUGAAUUAUGGUGGAAUUGGAUUUGUUAUUGGACAUGAAAUAACGCACGGGUUUGAUGAUCAAGGAAGUUUAUAUGAUGCUGAUGGAAAUUUGAAAAACUGGUGGGCGAAUUCCACACGUGACGCAUAUUUGGAAAAAGCAAAAUGCAUUAUUGAACAGUAUGGAAAUUAUCUUGAGCCUCUUACAUCAUUAUAUGUUAAUGGAAUUAACACCCAGGGUGAAAAUAUUGCUGAUAAUGGUGGAAUAAAGGAAUCUUACCAAGCUUACGUAAGAUGGGCCAAGGAUAAUCCUGAACAAAAAAUGCCUGGUCUUGAUUAUACACCGGAACAAAUGUUUUGGAUAUCUGCCGGUCAAAUUUGGUGUGCAGUUUAUCGUGAAGAAUCAAUGAAAAGCAGAGUGCAAACUGGUGUUCAUUCACCUAGUCAAUUUAGAGUUAAUGGUCCAAUGAGUAAUUCAGAAGAAUUUGCUCGAGAUUUUUCAUGUCCCCAAGGUUCUAAUUUGAACCCUGUGAAGAAAUGUGCAGUUUGUUAUCUUGAGCCUCUUACAUCAUUAUAUGUUAAUGGAAUUAACACCCAAGGCGAAAAUAUAGCUGAUAAUGGUGGAAUAAAGGAAUCUUACCAAGCUUACGUAAGAUGGGCCAAGGAUAAUCCUGAACAAAAAAUGCCUGGUCUUGAUUAUACACCGGAACAAAUGUUUUGGAUAUCUGCCGGUCAAAUUUGGUGUGCAGUUUAUCGUGAAGAAUCAAUGAAAAGCAGAGUGCAAACUGGUGUUCAUUCACCUAGUCAAUUUAGAGUUAAUGGUCCAAUGAGUAAUUCAGAAGAAUUUGCUCGAGAUUUUUCAUGUCCCCAAGGUUCUAAUUUGAACCCUGAGAAGAAAUGUGCAGUUUGGUAUUUCGAGCUACUGGUGGCCGAACUAAGAGAAAUGCUGAAAACGAAAGGAUUAAACACAGUUGGAAAUAAACAAGAACUUGUUGAACGACUUCAAUCAGCUGUAUCAGAAAGUAGCAGCGAGAUUCUAAAUGAAGAUGAUCUUCUUAAUGAUGAUGAGUUAGAAGACGAAAAAUCCCUUCUGGAAUCAACAAAUGACACAUUUAAAUCUCCAUCUGUUUCUGUUAAAUCCACAUCACCUGAAAGUGUCAUAGUUCCUGCAAAAAAGGUAUCAUUGAAGCGAAAUAUAUCAGUCUCUGUUCCUGUCAUUGAAUUAAAGCCUGAUGACGAAAAAGAAACAAUAACAUUUGAAGAAUCAUCAAACGAGCCUGAAAAAAAAGUUGUCAAAAUUUCGGAAUUAUCAUCAAAAGAUCGUUUGGAACUUCGCGCUAAAAAGUUUUCUAUCACUGCACCGAUAAAUGAUAAAGAUGAUCGUUUACAAGCUCGCGCUGCUCGUUUUGGUAUUUCUUCAACCACAUCGACAACAACUCCACAGACAACUACCAAAAAUGAAACAGAUUCAUUGUCUUUAGAGAAGUUAAAGAAACGAGCUGAGCGUUUUGGAACAGUUCUGGUUCCCGAACUUAAGAAAUCAGAAUGGCAAGAGAAACUUCAGAAGCGUCAAGAGCGCUUUGAUCUUUAUUGGUUUAUGUUUUUUGUUUCACAGGAUCGCGAUCACGAGAAGAGUUACAAACGUCGUAAUUCUCGUGAUGAGUAUGAGAAGUCAAGACGACGUUACAAAGACGAGGAUGAUGAUUACUGCAAAAAAGGAGGGCGUGAAGAGAGACAUUAUAGAGAUAGAAGAAGACAUGAUGAUGAUAAUAAUUUGAAAAGCAGACGAAACAAAGAUCGUAAAAGUGAUGAUGAAGAAUACAGUCGAACCAAAAAGGAUGAAUAUCGUAAACGAGAUGAUAGUGAAGAUGAGAAAAGUAGUCGUAGAACCAGUCACAGCAGUGACCACAAAAAGGAUAAAAGAAGAUCCGUUGAGCGCCGCCAUAAUAAAAGCAAAAGCAGUCGAAGAGAAAGAAAACGAAGUCGCUCGCGAUCUCAAGAGAAAUCAUCUCGUCGUCGACGAUCUUCUAGCAGUGACAGCAGCAAGAGUACUGAAAUAAAUAAAAACAUUCAACAACCAAAGGAAAGUUUCACAAAGAAAAGCUCGCCUAUUGCUUCAUCAUCUUCAUCUCCUCAAAAAUCACCGCUGAUCUCAUUAGUUCCGGCUGUGCAACAACCACAACCAACAGCACCGUCUGUUGAACUUCCAGCUUACUACAACCCGAAUGUCAUCAAUGUUAACAAAUUUGCUGAACAGCAAAAGAAGAGAAAACUCAUUUGGAGCGGAAAGAAAGAUGAACCAGUUGAUGCAACAAAAUGGGGUGCAGCGAAGUUUUCUCAAGACGAAGAUGGUACAAAAGCAAGCAAAUUCAUGCGGCUGAUGGGAAUCAAAGAUGCACCAAAAGUUAAAGAAGCAACAGCAAAACCUUCAGAUGAAAUGUUCUCAACAAUGGAACAACAAUAUGAAGUUGCAAGGCAGGUUACCCAUAUCUCUCGUGGCGUUGGCCUUGUGGAAACAAUGCCUGCAAGAAAGUUACGUCGUUUAGGACAAAUCCGGAAUGAAUUCAAUGACUUUGCUAAGAUGUAUGAAUACGCCAAAGCAAAGCAUGAAUUUGUAAAAGUAAAAAAUUCACAAGAACAUUUUGAUGAAUUUAUUGGCAACGAGUUGCAAGAACGAUUCCCGCAAUUCGAUGUCAAGAAAAUGGGAUGGGUCACCCGAAACACCCGAUAUGAAGGCAAAGACAACAGUAAACGUUUGAUAUCAGUAGAUCUACAGCACACUGGCUUUAGAAAAACAAAUUGUGGUGUAACAAUGAAAAUAAAAACACCGUAUAAAGCAAUCCUUGAAAAAAGCACAGACGGUGUCAUUUGGAAUGUUUCUGGCGAUCUUAAACGGUGCACAUGUGAGGGUGCAGGCAAUGGAAGCACACUUGCAGAAGAGCCAGACUCGGAAGACGAACAGCAAGCUGAGACUGCAGAGCGAAGUCGUGAUGCUGCAAAGUUGAAGGAACUUGAAGCCAGCAUUAAGACUGCCGAAACCAAGGCAGCUGAGAUGAAAGCUUCUGUGUUAUCGUUAGAGCGACGCCUUGAGAAAGCAAAGCAACGGACUCUGGAGGAAGAAGAACGUGCUGAGGAUGCACGAGCCCGUCGUGUUGAUUUGGAGAAAGAGAAGGAAGCUUCUUUGUUCUCGUUAGAGCGACGCCUUGAGAAAGCCAAUCGACUCCUUGAGGAAGCAAAGCAACGGACUCUGGAGGAAAAAGGACGUGCUGAGGAUGCACGAGCCCGUCGUGAUGCUUUUGAGAAAGAGAUCGUGGAAAUGGAAAAGUUCUAUGAGAAUGCCAUGGGAGAGGCAGAGUUGGCAUUAUGGAGUUCCCAGGAAAGCAUUAGAUAUGGAGUUCCCAGUUGUUGGUCGAGACCAUUUUAA